Capsicum annuum is the source of this 2062-nucleotide messenger RNA. Its product is annotated as probable 26S proteasome non-ATPase regulatory subunit 3. Gene Ontology annotation, molecular function: enzyme regulator activity. The transcript is spliced from 9 exons. The record is from RefSeq and is a predicted model, not a curated record. Lineage: Eukaryota; Viridiplantae; Streptophyta; Magnoliopsida; Solanales; Solanaceae. Gene Ontology annotation, biological process: regulation of protein catabolic process; ubiquitin-dependent protein catabolic process. The coding region runs from base 578 to 1963 and encodes 461 amino acids. Gene Ontology annotation, cellular component: proteasome regulatory particle, lid subcomplex; proteasome complex.
UCAUGCUUGGGAGGAGGUAGCACGCAUCAAUGGAAUUAUGUUGGAGAAUUAGAUUCAGAAUUCAUUGUCAGUGUAACUUCGGAUAUUAAAUUUUCCUGCUUUAUAUGCAAUUUGGCUACUAAACAUAAAUUAAUAAUAUUGUCUUCUUUUUUGUAUUUGUAUUAGUACUAUAAAUUCCUUUUCGUUUGCUUUUUUUCACGUAAAAGAUGAUGAAUCCAUGCGCUUGGCCAAAAGGAAAAGCGAUUUCUUAGUUCUCAAUAAACGAAUUUCAAACUCAGCUCAUUGUUUGUGGAUACAUAUUCUCUCUUAUGCUUGCUGCCAAUGCAAGCCAUCCAACCAUUCCACUCUAUUAAAAUCAAAAUAAUCAAUUGUCAAUGCUGAGUGAGUAACAAAUCAGACAAGUGAGUACGUAAUACCUAGAUAAUAAAUAUAAUUUUUUUUUUUUUUUUCUUUUAAUAACACACAAUUAAGGAAGGUUUGUACUUUCUUUUUUAGGGGAGGGGAGCACAAGAACCAAUAAAUGUAAUGUGCUUUACUUUUAACCUUUUCCAUUUAAUAAUUACACGUUUUCUUUAAAAUGAAUCAAGACACUAAGGUUGAAGAUCACUUAGCUCCUUCUGUAUAUGACUGCUCAGUUGAUCCUUCUGUUUUGCAAGAUUUGAAGGAGAUAGCAUCAUUGAUUGAGAGUGGAGCAUAUACAAGUGAAGUGAGGAAGAUAUACAGGGCUAUGAGAUCGACCAUGAAACUCAGGAGCAAACUAAAGGCUUCAGUACUCUCUGCUUUCCUGAACUAUGCUCUUGCCCCUGGUUCUGAGGUCCAUGCACGCCUAUCUUCGUACCUGCUUCAGGAUAGGCAUGAUGACUCCCAAGUUGAUGUGGAAAUUCCUGCAACAGAUGCCAAAUAUCUGGUGCCUGAACUCGAAAUCUAUUGCUGCUUGCUUGUUCUAGUAUUUCUGAUUGAUCAGAAGAAAUACAAUGAGGCUAAGGCUUGUUCCUCUGAAAGCAUUGUUCGUCUAAAAAGUAUGAAUAGUAUAACUGCUGAUGUUCUUGCAUCAAGACUUUACUUCUACCACUCUUUAAGUUACGAACUUGCUGAUGAUCUUGCUGAAAUCCGAAGUAACUUGCUUGCUUUGUACCGGAGUGCAACAGUACGCCAUAAUAAGUUGAGUCAGGAGACACUUCUUAAUCUGUUACUUCGAAAUUAUCUUCGCUACAACUUGUAUGAUCAAGCAGAAAAAUUUCGUUCAAAGGCCCAGCAAGCCGAAGCUCUUUCUAACCAACAGUUUUGUAGAUACCUCUUCUAUCAGGGAAAGAUAAAGACAAUUCAGUUGGAGUAUACAGAUGCCAAAGAUUGUCUUCUUCAAGCUGCCCGGAAAGGUCCAACAACUGCUGUUGGUUUCCAAAUACAAUGCAAUAAGUGGGCUAUUAUAGUCCAUUUAUUGCUUGGAGAGAUCCCAGAGAGGACUGUUUUUACACAGAGAAGAAUGGAGAAAGCAUUGAGACCAUACUUUGAGCUGACAUAUGCUAUUCGUGUCGGAGAUCUAGAGUUAUUUAGAACAGUAGCUGAGAAAUUUUCCAGCACAUUCAGCCAAGACAGAACAAGUAACUUGAUUAUCAGACUCAGGCAUAAUGUCAUUAGGACAGGGCUCCGGAACAUCAGCGUCUCGUACUCUCGUAUUUCACUGGCUGACAUUGCCAAGAAACUAAACAUGGAUUCUGAUAAUCCAGUUGGUGAUGCUGAGUACAUUGUAGCCAAAGCAAUUCGAGAUGGUGCUAUUGAUGCCACAUUGGACCAUGCCAAUGGAUGGUUGGUAUCAAAGGCAACUGCAGAUGUUUACUCCACAAAUGAGCCUCAAAUUGCUUUCGACUCAAGAAUUGUCUUCUGCCUUACUAUGCACAAUGAGGCUCUUCGUGCUCUUCGAUUUCCACAAGAUUUGAGAAACAAAGAAAGUGUAGCAACGUAGACAAAGGCUUUUAAUAGAAUCAAACUCUUGUAAAUUAUCAUUUGAAUUUAAGUCACAUAUACUGACAAUGUACUACGGUAUCAAUGCAAUUUAACUAGA